GCGAUUUUGUACGCGUUCCAAAAUGGAACGGAGGCGGUUCGUUCUUUACGUCACGAAAUAGGCGGUCCGCCAUGUUCGCGAGGACGAGAGGAAGCAAAGAGCCAAUGAGCGAAGUGGACGUCUGCGUCACGCUUUUGACGUCUGCUUAGGGACCGUAUAACAUAUUUAGAAGCGUUUCUAACAUGUUGAGAAAUAUUUGACUAUUAUGACUGAGUAGCAAAAUAUGUUGGUGUUAGUUUUCAAAGAUUCAGUUUGGAAUGCGGAACGACUUAAACAUAUUAUUGCGGUUAAUGUCUUGAAAUGGCGCUAGAUGGUGUCGCAGUUUUGCGAAACGUUUAGCGGUUGCGCUAGCCACUACUCCGUUUCAAGCAAAGGGCGCGGCUUUUGAAGCGGCUGGUUAAUUCGAGCAGGGCCGCGAUUUUGUAGCGAUGUCUUAUGACUUAUUUUGGAAUAGUCUUAUCAUCCACCGCUCACGGCCGGCUGAUCCCGUUGAUAACGCGAGCGGACCGUCGCUCUGACCACUGACAAAGCGCGAAAGAGCAUUAUUACUUUAAUGUCAUCGCUACAAAAUACCGGCCCAGGGCCGCGAUUUUGUAGCGAUGUCUUAUUUUGGAAUAGUCUUAUCAUCCACCGCUCACGGCCGGCUGAUCCCGUUGAUAACGCGAGCGGACCGUCGCUCUGACCACUGACAAAGCGCGAUAAGCGCGAAAAGGCACUAUUACUUUAAAGUCAUCGCUACAAAAUACCGGCCCUGUUGCGUGCGGAGAGCCGUUCUUCAUUCUAUGGGAGAGCCAUGGCGGAGAACGUCGCAGCGUGCGCACCUGUUAAGGGACCGCGUGUUUCCGAGGGCCAGCGGGAGACUGUGCUCUCGUUUAUGGAGCAGCAUCCCCAGCUGGCUUCAAGAUCCAGCGAGCUGGGGCCGGGUUUCACCGCUGGCGACCGGCGACGGCUGUGGCAGCAGCUGGCCGACGUUCUAAACGAGCAAGGGCCCGUGGUAAAAGCAGCGGACCAAUGGCAGGAGUGGUGGCGCAAACAGGUCUACGAGGCCCGCCGCGACGCCAUCGCAAUUGCCCAAGUGCAAAGAAGCACUGGAGGGGGCCGCGCACCCGGCUUCCACGGCCGAGUACUGAACUUGACGGGUAUGGUCCGCCUGCGUGGCGUCGCCGACCUCCCCUACCAAGAGCAGGCCGACGUUCCCACUGCUGCAAUGGAGGUCGUCGUCGAGGCUGCGGAUGUGAGGAGCACGGCGACACCGGCAGAGGAUCCACCACGCGGUGCAUCGGACUCAGAAAGGGUGGCCGCUGCACCUGUGUUGCAGCGUCCUGUACGGCCACCACGCCGACAGCGACCGCGACGGGUGGACACCCUCACAACCAUGUCGUCGCAGUGCGCCCGCAGCCUUGAACAGGGCGACGAGAUGCUCCAGGCGCUGCAGAGGAUUGAAGAACAAACCACCCGCAUCGCUGUCGCGGCAGAGAGGACGGCUGUCACGACAGAAAGGAUGGCUGUCGCGGCUGAGAGGACGGCAGCGGCGCAGGAGGGUAUCCUGGUGCAGGUGCGCUCUAUGGCAGGCGACAUAGCUGGGCACCUGCAACAACAAAGGAUGAAUUAA
Molecule: messenger RNA, 1612 nt
Organism: Dermacentor silvarum
Lineage: Eukaryota; Metazoa; Arthropoda; Arachnida; Ixodida; Ixodidae
Exons: 6
Coding region: 794-1612 (272 amino acids)
Source: RefSeq, a predicted model, not a curated record